GUGGAGCGAGCUCACCUCAACAAUCUCCAGCAUUCAAUAUCAAAGAGUGAUGUUGCGGAUGCAUUCGUUUUCAGAGAAGCUGAUCGUUUCAAACAAGCGAUGGAGAGAUGGGAGAAAGAUGGAAUAACAGGCGUUAUCGACCAUGUAGCCAACAUCACUGAGGACAGUAAGCUCUGGCCGAUAGCUAGAUUAAGUAGAGGUGUUUUACGAGUACGAAAUGGUGUAGCAAAUGUAGCUUCAAGAGUUCUUCCAACUAUGGGUCAAGAUCGUAUUGAAGAACUUCUGCAGCGCUACGUAACAACUUUGAAUUGGUAA
Messenger RNA from Strongylus vulgaris, 315 nucleotides. The record is from the annotation of a GenBank genome assembly. Lineage: Eukaryota; Metazoa; Nematoda; Chromadorea; Rhabditida; Strongylidae.